Juglans regia (Persian walnut) is the source of this 1622-nucleotide messenger RNA. RefSeq names its product probable UDP-3-O-acyl-N-acetylglucosamine deacetylase 1, mitochondrial. Gene Ontology annotation, biological process: lipid A biosynthetic process. Bases 160 to 1101 code for a protein of 313 amino acids. The transcript is spliced from 7 exons. The record is from RefSeq and is a predicted model, not a curated record. Lineage: Eukaryota; Viridiplantae; Streptophyta; Magnoliopsida; Fagales; Juglandaceae.
ACCAUCUAAAUCCACCUAAAACUUGUGGGCGUUACUCCCGCCAAAAUGUCCAGCUGUUCCUCGUCAUAAGUUUUCUCCCGAAACGACAAGGCUCUUCAACUCAGUCUACCCUGCCUACAAAAUAUGUAACUUCCUUCAGUAUACGGUCGCCUUCACUCGAUGACUAUGGCAGCUGCCUUCAACGCCUUUAAGUCCUCAAAUCUCGUCUCGUGGAAACAAACGGGCAGGCUCCAGCAAACCCUUGCUGGAUGCAUAGAGCGGGCCGGUAAGACUCUGCAUUCUGGCGAGGUUUCCACGAUUAAAAUUUGGCCGGACCUUGCAGGCCAAGGGAGGUACUUCGAUUUCCGAUCCAAUUCGAUUCUUGCGUCCAUCGAUUUUGCCGAAGAGUCACCUCUCUGCACCACGCUUUGUAAGAAUGGGUUCAGAAUUCGAACCAUUGAGCACUUACUGUCAGCCUUGGAGGCCACCGGGGUUGACAAUUGCAGGAUUGAGAUACAGAAUUCGGACCCUGAAGAUGGCAACGUGGAGGUUCCCAUUUUUGAUGGCUCAGCAAACGAAUGGGUAAAGGCAAUUAAAGAGGUUGGGUUAAAGGUGGCGACAGAUCACUUUGGCAACAGUCGUGAAAAAAUGGCCCCUUAUGUGAUUGAACCAGUGCAUGUGUGGAGGAAUGAUUCCUUUAUAGCUGCAUUCCCUUCAGAAAAGGUUCACAUAACUUAUGGGAUCAACUUUUCUGAGGUGCAUGGCAUUGGCUGCCAGUGGUUUUCUUCAACCUCACUGGAUGAAUAUUUCUAUAGUGAGCAGAUAGCUUCAUCAAGAACCUUCUGCAUUUAUGAGGAGGUGGAGCAAAUGCGCAAUGCUGGACUCAUAAAAGGCGGCUCCCUAGAAAAUGCCAUUGUCUGUAGUUUCGACAAAGGUUGGUUGAACCCCCCGCUGCGUUUCCCUGACGAACCUUGUCGGCAUAAGGUAUUAGAUCUUAUCGGUGACCUCUCCCUUUUUGCACAGUUUGGCAGUCAAGGGCUUCCAAUGGCACACAUAGUGGCUUACAAGGGUGGCCAUGCACUCCACGCUGAUUUCGUACGCCGGUUAUAUGGAAAGAUCUAGUAUUUGGGAAAACUUUUUCCAAACAUGUUUCUAGGUUUUAAAACGUCAGAAUACUACGAGAGCAUGUCAAAAUAACAAGAGCAUGUGAAAAUACCCAGAGGCUUUUGAAAAAACUGUUGUGCUCUGUGCUGCAAUUUUCAUUAAAGAAGGCAGUCAGCCAACGCCUUACAAGGAAAGAAGAGAUUACAAGAUCUCCUAAUGUCUGUUGUGUAAUUCCCUAAAAAUUAGGAUCUAUACAUGGGUAAGAAUAUUAUAUAGCUAGGUUAGCGUGUACAACUAUUAUAAACAGAUAAAUAAUGCUACAUGUGACAGCUAGGCCUAAACACAGCCUUAAUUGUGUUAAAAUCCCUCCUGGUAAGUCAACCAUCAACAAUUUACCAAUAAGAAAUUGAUGCUUAGUGUUAUCAGCAUGAAGAGGGGUAGAAUGAGUCAUAGCUUUGGUGAAGACAUCAGCCACCUGGAAAUUAAUGGAAAUGUAAGAAAGAGAGAUCACCUGACGGUUCAAGACAUAUCGGAUAAAA